Molecule: messenger RNA, 1832 nt
Organism: Zingiber officinale
Lineage: Eukaryota; Viridiplantae; Streptophyta; Magnoliopsida; Zingiberales; Zingiberaceae
Product: 7-deoxyloganetin glucosyltransferase-like
Exons: 2
Coding region: 61-1620 (519 amino acids)
Molecular function (GO): UDP-glycosyltransferase activity
Source: RefSeq, a predicted model, not a curated record
GAAGUACUCGAGUUGGAGUUUUGAUCUUGUUUGCUAGUAGCAGAGGUUCUUGCAUGAUUAAUGGCGAAAAUGACUCUAAUUUCUUUUAUAUAUAUAGAUAUAUAUAUAGAGAGAGAGAUGCAGGCCGGAGCAGAGGAGCAAGGAGAGAGGGGGAGAAGCGUGGCCAUGGGCGACGCUCCGAGUCAGCCGGAGAAGAUGCCUCACGCUGUGUGCAUCCCGUACCCUGCUCAGGGCCACGUCACGCCGAUGAUGAAGCUGGCGAAGCUCCUCCGGUUCUACGGCUUCCGCAUCACCUUCGUCAACACCCACUUCAACCACAAACGCCUGCUCCGCUCCGGUGCCGUCGUCCCUUCGGAGGCUGCCGACCCGGGCUUCCGCUUCGAGUCUAUCCCCGACGGCCUCCCGCCCUCCGAAACCGACGCCACGCAGGAUGUCCCCUCUCUCUGCCACUCCAUCUCCAAGCACGCGCUCCUGCCGUUUCUGGACCUCCUGCGCCGCUUUAACACCGACAGCGGCGACGCGCCGCCCGUCUCCUGCAUCGUCUCCGACGGCUCCAUGAGCUUCACCCUGGACGCCGCCAGAGAGCUCCGCAUCCCUGAGGUUGUCCUCCGGACUUCCAGCGCCUGCGGCUUCAUGGGCUACCUUCACUACCAACACCUCAUCGACCGCGGCCUCACGCCUCUCAAGCACGAAAGCGACAUCACGAACGGAUUCUUGGAUACUCCGAUCGAUUGGGUGCCGGGAAUGAAGAACAUGCGGCUGAGGGACUUCCCGUCCUUCAUCCGGACCACCGACCGGGACGACAUCAUGCUCAACUACUGCAACCGACAGGCACAGCGCUCCACCCUCGCCGCAGCGGUAAUCUUUAAUACUUUCGAUGAACUGGAGGGACCGGUGCUGGAGGCGAUGGCGGCGAUCCUCCCCCCGAUGUACACUGUCGGCCCGCUCUCCUUGCUGCUCCAGCACCACCAGAUUCCUGACGCCCUCGCCUCGCUCCGCUCCAACCUUUGGAAGGAGGAGAGCGGGUGCUUGGAGUGGCUGGACGGCCGCGCGCCGGGCUCGGUAGUGUACGUCAACUUCGGUAGCAUAACGGUGAUGAGCUAUGAGCAGCUGGUGGAGUUCGCGUGGGGACUGGUGGACUCAGAGUACGAGUUCCUGUGGGUGAUCCGGCCGGAUCUGGUGCAGGGGCACGCGCCGGCGCUGCCGGUGGAGUUCCUGGAGAAGACUCGGGAGCGCGGGAUGCUGGCCAGCUGGUGCCCGCAGGAGGAGGUGCUGGGUCACGCCGCCGUGGGAGGAUUUCUUACGCACAGCGGCUGGAACUCAACGCUGGAGAGCAUCGUCGGCGGGGUGCCGAUGCUGUCGUGGCCCUUCUUUUCGGAGCAGCAGACCAACUGCAGGUACGCGUGCACGGAAUGGGGGAACGGGAUGGAGAUCGACAACAACGUGAGAAGGGAGGAAGUGGAGGGACUGAUAAGGAAGCUGAUGGGGAACGGAGAGAAGGGGAGGGAGAUGAGGAGGAGGGCGGCUGGGUGGAAGGAGGCGGCGGAACGGGCGGCGCAGCCCGGGGGUUCGUCGUUCCUCAAUCUGGCGAGAUUGGUCGAUCUGCUGCGCGACUUCUGAAUGAGCUCAAACUUUGUCGUUUCCCCUAACAGAAAAGAAAGGCUUCUGUGAAUGAAGGAAAUGGCUGUCUUGAUGUUAAACUUUUUUUAUGUUUCAUUAUUAAGAGUAUCUCCAACUGUGCAUACGAUAAGUAGGGGUAUUGUCUCCGGCAGGUCAUUUAAAUUAUCAUCUAAAUAUCUAUUGAUAAUCAAAAGAUGCUGAAUUGAUCAUCA